Messenger RNA from Argentina anserina (silverweed cinquefoil), 2007 nucleotides. RefSeq names its product rho GTPase-activating protein 2-like. Gene Ontology annotation, molecular function: GTPase activator activity. The transcript has 4 exons. Lineage: Eukaryota; Viridiplantae; Streptophyta; Magnoliopsida; Rosales; Rosaceae. Gene Ontology annotation, biological process: signal transduction. Bases 171 to 1634 code for a protein of 487 amino acids. The record is from RefSeq and is a predicted model, not a curated record.
UGGAGGAAAAGAAACCAAGUUGGAACUUGAAAAACCCCAAAACACAUAAAUGCAAACCCUCCUCUUCUUCUAAUAACCCAAUCACAUAUUCAAACCCACUCUACUCUUCACUCCCAGCUGAAGAAACCCCCACUGGGUUUCAUAACUCAUCAUACCCAGAAGAAUUACAGAUGACGGGGCUCGUGAUGGUCACGAGGGGCGGCGGCUGCUGUAAAGAGGGGAAGAAGAGCUCGGAGGAGGAGGAGGAGGAGGAGCAGAGCCAGCUGUCGCUGGUGGAUGUGUUGCUGGCGGCGGUGAGGAAAUCGAUGGUGGCGUGCCUCGUGGAGAGGGGUGAGGAGGUGAUCUCGGCCGUUAAUAAUAUGGAGAUCGGGUGGCCGACAAAUGUGCGGCAUGUCACGCAUGUCACUUUCGACAGGUUUAACGGGUUUCUGGGUCUUCCGGUCGAGUUUGAGGUUGAGGUUCCUGGUCGGGUUCCGAGUGCUAGUGCAAAUGUGUUUGGCGUCUCAGCAGAGUCAAUGCAGCUAUCUUUUGAUUCAAAAGGAAAUAGUGUUCCUACUAUUCUCUUGCUGAUGCAGGAGAGAUUAUACUCACAAGAAGGAUUGAAGGCAGAAGGAAUAUUUCGUAUAAACCCGGAGAACAGCAAAGAGGAGUUUGUGAGAAACCAGUUGAACAGAGGCAUUGUGCCUGAUGACAUAGAUGUUCAUUGCUUAGCGGGCCUAAUCAAAGCCUGGUUUCGAGAACUUCCUUCGGGAGUGCUUGAUGGACUGUCACCUGAAGAAGUUCUUCAGUGCAGCACAGAAGAGGAAUCCUAUGAGCUUGUGAAGCAGUUAAAGCCAACUGAGGCUGUAUUACUCAACUGGGCUGUCGGUCUGAUGGCUGAUGUUGUUGAGGAAGAAGAAUUCAACAAAAUGAAUGCAAGAAAUAUUGCUAUGGUAUUUGCUCCAAACAUGACUCAGAUGUCUGAUCCACUAACAGCUUUGAUGCAUGCGGUUCAAGUUAUGAAUUUGCUUAAGACCCUGAUUAUGAAAACACUAAGGGAACGCAAAGAGACUGAUGAAACUGGAGGUUAUUCACCCAUGUCAUCUUGUUUAUCUGAUCAUCAAUCAGAAGAAGACUUGUAUAGUCAUCCAGACUUGUAUAGUCAGCCAGACUUGUAUAGUCAGCCAGACAUGGAUAGCCAUCCAGACUUGUAUAGUCAGCCGGACAUGGAUAGUCAUCCAGACAUGGAUACCAACUCUGAAUUGAGAGGACUUGCAUCAGAUUAUGAUGAAAAUACCCACUACAGCAACAGCAGUGGAGAUGAAGAUGAAGAUGAAGUCCGGUCACUCAGUGACAUAGAAGAAUGCUUCAUAAGACGAUUGAAUGAGAAGAGAACAGCCCCAAAUAGCAUGGCAAUGGUAAGUAAGGUGACAAGUAAGUCACAUGGUGAGUAUGGGAGUCCUCAAAGUUGCUCGAGCUUCAACAUGGAAUCUGGCACAUCUUCUGUUGAUAGCAAAAAUGGGAAUUCUGGCUUCCGUGCAAGUAGUGGGGACAACUCUGGAAAAUGCGCUGAUAUGGAGAGCCCUUCGAUAUCAUGCUCAACCUUGAAGGAGAUGGAUAUGGAGGACAGAGUAGUAGGAGUCUGUUUCAACUAAGCCCUUGUUUGCAUCUACUUUCUGACAUGUCAUUUCAUUUCCACGGUGGUCAGAUUAUACUUAUGCUGCAGAUUUCGGUUUGUUGUCCAAAGUCAUGUUUGCUUUUGUAAAUUACUGGAUGCUUUCACUGGAGUGUUUGGUUGUGGUUGAUCCUGGAUGUGACCUGCGAAAGGGUUCAGCUACGGGCUGAACUUAUGCUCGAUUUGUGGUAGUGUAGGGAAGUUGACCAUCACAUUCAUCAUAUUGAUGGUAUUCUGUGCGGAAGUCUCAGGUUUACUUGUGUUAGGUUUAUCUAAAGGAAAUUGUGCUUGUAGUAGUAUCAUGACAUGAUUAUCUCUUUAUGAAGAAAUUAAUAGAAGCGCAUGAUUUCAGU